This is a messenger RNA of Peronospora belbahrii, 507 nucleotides long. NCBI's taxonomy places the organism in Eukaryota, Oomycota, Peronosporomycetes, Peronosporales, Peronosporaceae. The record is from the annotation of a GenBank genome assembly.
AUGGGACGAUUGGGCGUCUCGAUUAAAAAGCGCGGAAAGAUUCCACAGCGUCGUAAGACGAAGCCGCGACGUAAAUUCACGACUAAAUACGUCCGUGACCCUAAUGUGCAAAAAGUCUGGGACCAUCAACUCACAACUCGCCAAAAUUACGCCAAUCUUGGCUUGGAAGCUAAUCCCAAUGCUUAUACUGCUUUAAGAGAGAGCGUCAAGGGCGUUGAUGGCACAUUUGAAGCAUUAGAUAAAGCAACUUUUUAUGAGGUACCGGACAGUGAUUUCUUAGGCGAACGUAAUCCAAAGCGUGUUGCUAAUUACGUGUCCAAAGAGGAAGCCAAGUACUUGCGUCAACUUAUUGCAAAGCAUGGAAAGGAUUACACUACAAUGGCACGUGAUAUCAAGAUAAAUAACAUGCAAUGGACUGAACAGAAGCUUCGUCGUCGUUGUGCGCGAUUGGCGUUAAUGGACGCCAACGUCAUCAGGAAGUCACAAGAAGAAGAAGCGCAAGAUUGA